AUGGAUCACUACAGUUCUGAGGAUAUACUUUGCGAAGCCGUGGAAGCAAUUUAUGUGAGAUCGUCGCUGGUUCGAGUUUUGAAGAUAUUUGAGUUAACGGCGGCUGUUGUUGGUGUACUGAUUUCAAUUUUCUCAGCGGCUACAAUUUUCCGCAUCAAAUCGCUUCAUUUCAAUGCUCGAAUGUUGCUGACCAUGAUUGGUCCGGCUCUCGAGUUAUGUCUUGUCGUCGGCCGCCUACGCCGAACAACGCCAUCGCUGCAGCAGUCUUGUUUUUUCUCUACAACAUUGCAGAGGUGGGUGAUUUCUGUGAAGGAUAGAAAGGGGAAAGAAUUCUUCGAGAAAAGUGGCACUUUUCUUUGUGCUAUCCCAAAAGUUGCAAGCAGAACUGUACGAUUGAUCAAUUGUAUUUUGCAGAUAGCACUGUGUCCGGUGAUAAUGGUUUUGCUAGAAAGACGUCAGACGUCCGUGAAAUUACCGUUUUGUUCACAGACGUUAUUCAGUUACGGAAGUGGAAAAGCUACGACGAUAUCAGUGGGUGCUACUUGUCUUCUGUUGUUCACUGUCCAUGCAAUACUGCUGAUUUUGAAUAUUUUGAAGAAAAUUAAAUUUGAGGAGAAUAUCCGCACAACGAAGCUUAUGUUUGCAACAGCCAUUGCCAGCUGCAUGAUUAUACUCUAUAUGCUGCCUGUAUUUCUGAUUCACGGGGUCGAUAUCGAUACCGGCAUUCCGUUGAGUAAUGCCACAAUGCAGCGUAUUAUUGCAUACGCCCCCUGGGAAACAUCAACGGUUUGUUUAAUCCUUUAA
Messenger RNA from Gongylonema pulchrum, 804 nucleotides. The record is from the annotation of a GenBank genome assembly. Lineage: Eukaryota; Metazoa; Nematoda; Chromadorea; Rhabditida; Gongylonematidae.